Molecule: messenger RNA, 4071 nt
Organism: Tachysurus vachellii
Lineage: Eukaryota; Metazoa; Chordata; Actinopteri; Siluriformes; Bagridae
Gene: bmp10
Product: bone morphogenetic protein 10
Exons: 2
Coding region: 463-1881 (472 amino acids)
Biological process (GO): BMP signaling pathway; SMAD protein signal transduction
Cellular component (GO): extracellular region
Molecular function (GO): cytokine activity; growth factor activity
Source: RefSeq, a predicted model, not a curated record
CACGCACACACAGUGGGACCAUCAGCAGUGAAAAUGCAGAGCUUCCCAGCUUAUAGAUAAGGGGCCAAGAGAAAGCAAGAGAUAGGGAGUGAGAGAGAGGAAAACAGAGGAAGAAAAGAGAUGCCACAGUGAAACUCAAUGAAGCAGUCCUUCAAACCAAAGCCUGCAGACAACAGAGCCACAUCGAUGUUAGGAGCAAUAAAAACCUGAAAUCUGGAAUAGGUGCACUACAAAACAGCAAACAUUGUCCCUCUACAUGUAGGAAAGGACAGAUUUACCAGAUCAACACCAAGAAACAACUCAUCUUGCUAAAACCAGGAACCUCUUAAAAAAGCUUGGAUUUUAGUGUUCUUCUUUCGAGGAUCUAGCGAGGAAAUCUAUCAAUUUCAUUCCCUAUUUGCAUGAAACUUUCUCCAUAUUGGAAAGUGAUUCCAGCUGAUUCAUGUUCCUUUACUCCUAACCAUGGCUGGUGUUAAAGGUUGCUCGACCACCUCCAUGCACUGCCUCUCUUUCCUCCUGAUCAUUUCAGCGAUUUUGUCAGGGAAUGCAAGUCCUAUCAGUUCCCCAGAGAGGCACCGAACUGCUCCUGGGUUUGACGAUGGCCGUGGAGGGGUUGUGGAUCCUUCUCUUCUAGAGCAGGACAGUGAGGUAGAUAUGCAAAAUCUGCUAGAGACCCUGCGGGGACAGUUCCUCAGGACCUUCAACCUGUCAGGACAUGGACCCCCCGUACAGCCUGGGGCACCCCGAGUACAGCCUCCGGAAUACAUGCUGGAAUUGUAUAACCGAUUUGCUAAUGACAGAACAUCCAUGCCAUCUGCAAACAUUGUACGCAGCUUCAAAAAUGAAGAGUCCACCCCAAGUGACAUGGGUCCCGAAGGUGUGAGGCGACACCCCCUCCUUUUCAACAUUUCCAUCCCAAAUCAUGAGCGGGUGAUGGCUGCAGAGCUCCGUCUCUACACCCUUGUCCAAAUUGACAGGCAGCUGUAUGCUGGCGUUGACCGGACAGUGACUGUAUAUGAGGUGGUUCAGCGGAAUGACAGCUGGAUUGAAGACGGAGAAGAGGAACAGGUGCAGCUAGUGGAAUUGGCAUCACGGCAGGUUUAUGGCAUGGACAAUGGCUGGGAGACUUUUGACAUGACUGUUGCCAUGCAAGACUGGCGCAGGUCCAACUCUGGUAACACCCACAGACUGGAGGUUCACAUUGCAAGUUUAAACUCACAGAAUGGGUCAGAGUUUGAAGGUCCUGCAACAGGUGGGGACAUGGAAAUUGAUACAAGUACAGAAGAAAGGCACAAACCUCUGAUAAUUGUUUUCUCCAAUGACCAAAGUACAGAUCACAGAGGAGAAAAACAGGAGUUAAAUGAAAUGAUCAAGCAUGAAAUGCCUGGGACAGGUCAGAACGACAACUUGGACAUGGAACUCAUGGAUCUCUGGGGGGAUCUAGGGAGUAUGAGACAAGAAGGACAUAGCAAAGAAUCGGAACCAGAUGAAGAAGCUCUCCUCCAGAUGCGCUCCAACCUCAUUUAUGACACAGCCGCCAGGAUUCGAAGGAAUGCAAAGGGCAACCAGUGCAAGAAAAGUUCCCUAUAUGUUGAUUUUAAGGACAUUGGAUGGGACUCUUGGAUCUUAGAACCUCAGGGUUAUGAGGCGUAUGAAUGCACGGGAGUCUGUACUUACCCCCUAACCAAACAUGUCACUCCAACCAAGCAUGCCAUUGUGCAGACACUGAUCAGCCUUAAAAGCCCAAAGACUGUUUCCAGAGCUUGCUGUGUCCCCACAAAACUUGACCCCAUUUCACUUCUCUAUCUGGAUGAUGCAGGUGUGGUCACCUACCAGUACAAGUUUGAAGGCAUGGUGGUGGCAGAAUGUGGUUGCAGAUAGUCCUCAAAGAAUUUGGUGGGGAAUUUGUAAGUUUUGGUAAAGGACACUGAGAAAUAAAGACAUUUCUAUGUCUUGUAGGAAAAGAGACUGUAGUUCCAGGUAAACAUGAUGAAAUCAAGACAUAAGAAGUCCCACUGUAAAGGGGCUGUUCUUAACAUCAAGAACCUUUAAGAUCUGGUGAUCUUAUCAUAUUUAACUUUUUCAAAAGUGACAGCAGAAAAGAAAUAAUUCAAAAAAGAAGAUUAGAUUUAGUGCUUUUGUAUGGAGACUGCCAACGGUUAACUUCAAGUAAAAGAUGGAAAAUCAAUACAGCAAACCACUAAAUAAACAUCCUCAAGAUGACUACAGCCACAGUCAGAAAGAUGUCGGGGUGUUGCAUUGUAUUUUGACGUUUUCUGGGUGUGACCUUAACUACUCAAACCAAAGAUACACUCCUGACCUUUUUGAUGGCAACUCCAUUUUAUGACAACAAAGUUCUUUUAAUUAACACUAGUUUUGGAGGGCCUGUGAACUCUAAGGGAAAAAACCAUGUAAGGCCACUAUGUCGAGGCUUGUGGAAACCGCCAGUAUCCAGUCUCUGUAGCAUUCUAUCUACAUCCUUCUCUGCCCUGUGUCAAUACACAGCUUCCUGCAUAACUGAAAGCAUUUGAUAAUGGCCAUCCAAGGCAAAGCAAUAUGGUUAUCUGGGAAGUCUUUGAGGAACGGAAAUGUGUGAAACUAACCAGAAUGAUCUAGCGUGAGAUGUUCUACCGGUCAAAGAGAAAAAAAUGAGCGGUAUUCCUGUUUUUGUUUUGCAUGGACACCCUCUGGACAUUUUGGACAUGCAAAAUGGAUGGACCUUGUCCAGGUAUCAGACAGCAAUCGCUAUUUAGAUGCCUAAGCUAAGUUCCAAGGACAAUCUUCUGUUUAAUGCGCACAUGGUCAGACAGAUUUAUGUAUUUUAAAAUUCUAUUUAUGUUCUGCUUCUUUUAAUUGUUUGCAUCCUAUACCUUACCUCAACACUAUGUAGUUUGCAAAGCAACUUUGGAUCUGCAACUGUUCUAUCAGGUCUAAGAAAGGAGCAGAAAAACAGAUGGGGAAGUUGAAGGCUUUUUCCAAUGUCCGAGGCACAGAAGACUGCAUCAUAUGAGUUCUGGUGGUUGUGAGGUAGAAGGGUAGAGGUUAUGGGGUUAUCUACACUAUGUUGCCUUGCAUGCCUUGAGAGCUAAGCUCCCAGGCUUUGAGCAGUCCAUGAUAAGAAGGUGUUGCGGUUGAAAAACAUGCAAGGAUCCAUUUCAAACUACAUCUGUCAAGAAUCCACCAGGCUGUUAUUUCAACUCCCUCACCCGUGAAGGAAUUAUUGUCUGUGGACACUGGUUCACAUUCCAUUCUUGCUAUUAUAGAAAAACAAUUCUUAACUGAACGGUGAGGUGGCGAACUCCAAGGGUAUGGCUGUGGUACUUUUAAUAUGUACCUGUCACUUGGCAAAAUCGAAUAACUUAAAAUGUAUUACGGUUACUAAAUACAGUAUACCUUUAAAACACAAUACCUUUAGUACUUCCAUUUAUUUAAGGGAUCUGUAUAUACAGGUAUAUAUACCUUAAGUACCAUCGCUGUACCUUAAAUUAGAUCUAAAUAUAUUCUACAUUUAGAAAUUUAGCCUUGGGGUCCCAAUGCAUUGACAAGCCAUGGUACAGUUUGGUACCUUUCUCUAACUGUACACUGCCCCAUCAAAUUCCUUCACAAAAAAAGCCUUGAUACGGUAUAUGAAAGAAAACCUUUAAAGAAACCAGUGCACCUACACAUGUAUAGCUAACAUCUAUUUAACAUCGUAUGCUAACCAGCAACACCAGUUCCACUCACUGCUAUUCAAUUAUUUCGAAGUGUUGAAUUAAUCAGGACAUAAGUGUUGCUUAUUGUCCACUCUGUUAAAAGAUUUCACUCAAUUUUGCAUCUCUUUAACACCACCGUGAUAAAAGCAGACUUUCCAUUGACUUCUAUUGAGCUACAAAGACGGCUGACCAUCGAUUGCGCAAAAAACGGUUUCUGCUAACUUUACCAUCACUGAGCUCCUGAAAUAUGGUCUUCCAUACUGCUGCUUUAUGUAAAAAAGCCUAUUUAUUGAAAAUUAAUUUAUUAAUUUUUAUUGUGUCAUUUAUGUAAGUAUGUAUAGCAAUAUAUGUAAAUAAAAAACAUUCUAUAUGUACAAAA